Molecule: messenger RNA, 1385 nt
Organism: Zingiber officinale
Lineage: Eukaryota; Viridiplantae; Streptophyta; Magnoliopsida; Zingiberales; Zingiberaceae
Product: DNA ligase 1-like
Exons: 5
Coding region: 107-1165 (352 amino acids)
Source: RefSeq, a predicted model, not a curated record
AAAAAAAAAACACCGAAAACCUGAGAAAGAAACCUAACCUCCUAAACCCCAUACCCUCUUCGCGAGCCGCCGUCACCUUCGCGAGCUGCCAUUUUCUUAGCUACUCAUGAUUAAGCGGCGGUUCUACAGGCAUGAACACGUCGACCGGGAUGGUCAUUCCUCCUCGUCUUCUGAUUCGGACUCCGACUCCGUUUCGGAGGUCCAGUCGGACAGGGAAGUAGAACCGCAUGGGGAGACGGAGACAGAAGAAGUAGGGGUAAUCGAGGAUUCCAGCGACUCCGACGCAGAUGAAGAUGAUGAAGAUGGAGAAGAUUCAGAAGACGAGAUGCAGCAGCGCCGCUUCCCUUUUUCUGCUGUUCAUCCUAACAUUAGAUCUAGUGAACCAAUUGUUGGCGCAGAAGCUAAAAAAUAUGGGACGGUCAAUGCUGGUGACAUUUCUGUUGAUUGCAAUGAUCCCAUUCAAGCUGAUCUCAUUUUUAUCUUGAAACAUAAGUCAGUUUUCAAGUGCCGUCUCUGCCCAAAAGUUAUCUGCUUAAGCGACGAGACAGUUAAGAGACACCUCAGUUCAAAGGCGCAUGCUCGUUUCAAGAAACAAUUUCAAGUUGGAACGCUCAAAGUGAUGCUUAAUAGUGAUGGUGAAAUUGAAGAAGAGCAAGAGACUCAUGCAGAGAGGUAUGCACGGAUCGUAGCUCUUGCCAAGGAAUCAAGUUCACCCAAGAAAAAGUCAGCGUGGCGACAACGGGCCAAGAGGAGGAAGAAGAGGAUGCUUAGCCGCUCCAACAAUGAGAAUAUAAAAAAAGAAGAGAAGCAGGAGAAGAAACCGCAAAAAACUGAGGGGAAAAAAGAGAAGCCCAAGGAGCAGCGGGACAAUAAACAACAUAAAACUGAGGGGAAAUCGGAGAAGCCAAAUGUGAUGCUGAAAAAGAAAGCAAAUAAAAUUGAAGGGAAAACUGAGAAGCCAAAGGAGAAGCGUGGAAAGAAACGUCUAAAAACUGAGAACAAAGAGAAGCCAAAGGAGGAGAAACAUGAAAAGAAACGUGCAAAAACUGAGGAGAAUACCCAGAUACCAAAGGUGGAGAAACAAGAACAGAAACGACCAAAAACUGAGGGUACCGAUAAGCCAAAGGAGAAGAAGAAAAAGAAAGAACGAAAAACUAAAGGUUGAAGAAGAUCGAUUACCUUCAUUUCUACAAUUUAGCUUCGUCAAUUUUGCAGGGUUUUGUUUAGUGACUAGUUGGUGAUCUUUACCUACUUCAUUAUUCUGAAAAAAAAAUUCAAUCUUUCCUCGUGGAUCAAACAUAUCUAUAUUCUUUGUUGUUAAUUGUUAAGAGUUUCUAUACUGAAAUGCUUCAUUAUUCACUAUUUUAAUUUCUGAAACUUUUUUA